GCGAAUAAAUUGUUCAUAAUAGUCAUUUAUAAUCAUACAUACUUAUAAAGAAAGCCAAGACUACACAGGCCGCCAUUUUUUUGGUGAAAUUUGACGACAUUCUACCGUAUAUGACGUCAGAGGCAAAAACAAAAUGGCGACGGCCAUACGUGUCUGCUUCCGCAUUCGUCAACAAAACAGACGUUUUUCGCCAAUUUUCUUCUAAAACGGGACUCGAGACAAUAAUAUUCAACAAAAUGAGUUGGUUCGAGCCAUCAUCUUUUACCAGUCUUGCCAAGACGGCCCUGAAUUCGGCACAGAAGUCGAUAGACCGGGUUUUGGACAUCCAAGACGAAGGCGGGGAGACUGGUACCGGAGCUGCUGCCAGCUUGUCACAGACAACAGUUAAGAAGUCCGCCUCCGGUGGCAGCUGGACAUCCUGGAUCUCACCAACAUCCAAACAGAAAUCCUCGUCUUCCCCUACACCAUCAUCUGCUCAGAGGAAAACAUCUCCUCCAAGGAAUGUAGAGACAGAUGAAUUCUUCGCAGACUUUCUUGGCGGAACUUCAAAGCCUGGCAAAUCUCCCAGAGUAGACUUGAAACAGCCUGCCAACACCACACCAGUACCCAAACAGUUACCUACCACCUCUCCAUCUGAGACCAAACUGUCCCCCCGACCAGGAGGACUUAACGCACUGUCUCCCAGUGACAAACAGAAGCAAAGAAAAAAGCAACCAGGACAGUUCAAACUCCAGGUUGCUACGUCCCCAACAUCCUCAACACCACAGGCAAAAGAAAAUGUAAAAAAUGACGCAGUGGUUUCCAUUAGCCUUACAGAGGAGAGAAAUACGUCAGGAACUAGAGAAAGCUUGGACGUCAUGUCUACUAGUUCCCACUCGGACUUGUCUGCGAGUUCUGAAAGUCAGUCUGCAUCGGAAAGCAGUCAGGAAAAGGAAAUGGAUUCGAGCGGCACGGGAAAUGCCUUUAAUAAAAUGGUGGAUCCUCUCGGAGGUUUCAAGCUAGAUGAAAUUCAGAUAAAUCAUUUGGAAAGUGAACCAGAAGUCAAAGGUCUCACUGUGGACUCCGUAGGUGUGUCUAGUAGUUCUAGUUUAGAGAGUGGAGAAAAAGAAGACAGCAAGAACGGACAAAAUGCCAAUUUUGAUACAAGCACUACUGCCAGUUCAGUUAUAGCAGACAAUUUGAAUAUCAGUGACAAUGCUCAAGCAGAAACGAUAUUGAAAACGACACCAGAUGAUUCGAGUAUGUCAGCUUCGGAAGACGAGAACAAAACACAGACACAGGCAACCAGUCAAGAACAAGUUGGAGACGAGAACAUGACAAAUAUCUGUGAUUCAGUACAGACUGUAGAUAGAACAGCACUUGAAACAUCUAUCCAACAGACAGCAGUGUCAGAGGAAAAUGAAGAAAUCAGCUUAACCACGAAUUUGGACGAAGUUACAAGAAACAAUACAGAAGAAGAUGAUCUAAGCCUAAGACAAGACGAGCCACAACACUCAAGAGAAGAAGAACCACCUCCUGUGAGGAAAGAAGAAUCAUCUGAUGUUGAAGAAACAACUUUAACUGAAGUCUCUUCAAGUAGUGUAGAGAAGGAAAUGCCAAAAUCUAUUAGCCAAGAGGAAGACACUACUGCCACUGGUCAGGAAAUGUACAGAGAACAUGACGCUAACCCUGAGGCAGUGGACAUGGAAUGGGAUUGUGAGAAGGAGGAAAAUGUUUCUCAAGAUAUUCCUGAUCCUUCAGAGAUUUGUGAAGAAGAGGAGGAAGAUCAAGUACCCAACAGUCCAAAGGAACACAAUCACGAGGAGACAGACUCAACUGACAAAAUAGAUGACCAACCUGAAGAACCAUCAGAGUCAAGAGACACCCAACAUGUGAAGACCCUAGAUGAUACAGAUACAACAACUGAGUCCAUUCUGGAUGUAGAGUCCGCAACCGGACCACUGGACAAUGACACAAGUCCAGACUAUGUCCAGGACAGCAGUGGUCAGCAGGAACAGCUAACUGAAGAGGACAUUCCAUCACAGAAUAAUGCCCUGGACCCACAGAAGUUACUUAAGGACCAUCUUGAAAUGACGACCAUCUUGAAAUGA
Molecule: messenger RNA, 2090 nt
Organism: Branchiostoma belcheri (Belcher's lancelet)
Lineage: Eukaryota; Metazoa; Chordata; Leptocardii; Amphioxiformes; Branchiostomatidae
Product: TATA element modulatory factor-like
Exons: 7
Coding region: 111-2090 (659 amino acids)
Source: RefSeq, a predicted model, not a curated record